AAUUGCCUGUUUUUGGGAUUUUGUUUGACGUCAGUCGUCUGAAUUGUGUUCCAACUCGUUUUUGAUUCAAAAGCCGGGUUUUGGAUUGUUGCCGAGCUCAGUCUCGAAACACACUUUCCUCAUCGUUACUAAGGCAAAAAACCCCUCUCCCAAUUCUAGCACAUGUCUGCAGCGAGCACAAGUGAGGACUGCAGUGGAACAACGACAGCAAGCGCAACAGGAGCAACACGAACAAUGGGAGCGAGCAGUUCGACCGAGUCAAGCUCACUCCUCCCAAGCAACCCGCCUCAGAUCGCAAGCGCGGUCGACACAACACGACGCGCAUGCGUGUUUUGUGAUAUUGCACGGGGCGAGCUGCCGCAUGCAGACAACCCGGCUGCCACUGUGGACGCGGGAUCAAUGAAGCAGCGCGCCGGGCUCGCAGACCUCAACCGGAUUGUCUACCGCGAUGACACGGUGGCAGUCUUCCAUGACAGGCAUCCCAAGGCAUCGCUGCACCUGCUGGUCGUGCCCGUGGCGCACGUCAGGAACACGGACUCGCUCAGGCAAUCUGCCGCUCACUACGCGCUCGUCCAACGCAUGCUCGAGCAAGGCCAACGCUGCGUUGAAGACCAAGUCCGCAAGACAAUCACAGCACAAGUCGCUCGGCAUCGAGCGCAAGCGUCUGGUGGCACGGGCGAAGCGCUCAGCAUCGAUGUUGACAGCCAAGUCGCCGAAUGUGUUCGGCAGGCCCGCUAUGGCUUCCAUGUCCCGCCAUUCACUAGUGUCAGUCAUCUCCAUCUUCACUGCCUCGUGCCCCCAUUCCGCAAUGGAAUAUUCUGUGGGCUGGGCUCGCUUGAAGUCAAGUACCGCGAUGAUUUGCCGUGGUUUGAGGCCGUCGCGACCACCCUCGCGCGACUGCAACCACCCAAUACUGCCGUCCCUGUGGUGCCAUCUCAAUUGUAGCGCGCAUCUAAUUGGAUCUUAUUAUAUUCGUGUGAUGAUGUUUCAAGUUAAUACAUGUCAAUACCCGCACUCUCGAUUGUGAUUCUGAAGCGAUCGUCGUCAACAAAGCUCGGCGC
Capsaspora owczarzaki ATCC 30864 is the source of this 1061-nucleotide messenger RNA. RefSeq lists its product as hypothetical. NCBI's taxonomy places the organism in Eukaryota, Filasterea, Ministeriida, Capsasporidae. The transcript has 2 exons. The record is from RefSeq and is a predicted model, not a curated record. Bases 163 to 945 code for a protein of 260 amino acids.